Ornithorhynchus anatinus (platypus) is the source of this 1218-nucleotide messenger RNA. RefSeq names its product myostatin (gene MSTN). Gene Ontology annotation, cellular component: extracellular region. Gene Ontology annotation, biological process: SMAD protein signal transduction. The record is from RefSeq and is a predicted model, not a curated record. NCBI's taxonomy places the organism in Eukaryota, Metazoa, Chordata, Mammalia, Monotremata, Ornithorhynchidae. The transcript is spliced from 4 exons. The coding region runs from base 1 to 1218 and encodes 405 amino acids. Gene Ontology annotation, molecular function: growth factor activity; cytokine activity.
AUGAAGAGCCUGGAAAAAGUCAUGAAACGUGCUGAUGUAACUAUUGCCACAAAAAUUCAAAUAGUCAACUCUAUGGAAUUUCCACUGACACUGUAUGGACCCGAAAGACGGACGGGGGAGGCCGAGGGGGAGGCCGCGUGCGGGGCCUGCGCCUGGCGGCAGGGCGCCGAGGCUUCGCGCCUCGAGGUCAUCAAAGUCCAGAUCCUCAGCAAGCUGCGGCUGGACGCGGCGCCCAACGUCAGCCGGGAGGCCCUGGGCAGGUUGCUGCCCCGAGCGCCCGCCCUCCAGGACCUCGUCGACCAGUACGACGUGCAGAGGGACGACAGCAGCGGCGGCUCCCUGGAGGAGGCCGACUCCCACGCCACCACCGAGACCAUCCUCACCAUGCCCUCGCAGCAGGCGGGGCUCCUGUGGCAGGCGGAAGGGAGGCCCAAGUGCUGCUUCUUCAGGUUGAGCCCCCGGAUCCAGCCCAACAAGGUGCUCAAGGCCCGGCUCUGGGUCCACCUGCGGCCCGUCCUCAAGCCCACCACCGUCUUCGUGCAGAUCCUCAGGCUCGUCCAGCCCGGAAAACACAGCUCCAGGCACCCCGGGAUCCGCUCCCUGAAACUCCACGUGCAGCCCACCCGCACGGCAGGGGCCGGGGCCGGGACCGGGACCGGGGGCGGGGGCGGGGCCGGGCCCGGGCCCGGGGGCAUCUGGCACAGCAUCGACGUGAAGACGGUGCUGCAGAACUGGCUCAAACAGCCCGAGUCCGACCUGGGCAUCGAGAUAAAGGCUCUGGACGAGAGUGGACACAACCUGGCUGUCACCUUCACAGGCCCGGGAGAGGAGGGGCUGAACCCCUUCCUGGAGGUCAGGGUGAUAGACACCCCGAGGAGGUCGCGGAGAGACUUCGGGCUGGACUGCGACGAGCACUCUGCCGAGUCCCGCUGCUGCCGCUACCCCCUGACCGUGGACUUCGAGGCCUUCGGCUGGGACUGGGUCAUCGCCCCCAAACGCUACAAGGCCAACUACUGCUCCGGAGACUGCGACUUCGUCUUCCUGCAGAAGUACCCGCACACCCACCUGGUCCACCAGACCAACCCCGGGGGCUCGGCCGGCCCCUGCUGCACCCCCACAAAGAUGUCCCCCAUCAACAUGCUCUACUUCAAUGGCAAGGAGCAGAUCAUCUACGGGAAGAUCCCCGCCAUGGUGGUGGACCGCUGCGGCUGCUCUUAG